AUGCCUGCCGAACCGCCUAGCCCAGAGGUCCCGGCCUCGGACGACAGCAUGCAUGCCAGGAACACCACUGAGCCCGUCACGCCUGGUGUGCAUACCGCCGGCCUUGAUGCCUACAUCCAGCCCGCCGCCCUCCACGACCAACCCCCGCUGCCAUUCGACCCUGCCAAGACUUCGCCGGGCCCGAACUGGAAUCCCAACUCGAGCCACGCCCCCGACGCCGAUCGCGCGAGCUCGCCCACCGACGUUGCCGCCGGCGCGAAGAGCCCCGAGGAGAUUCUGAGGAGGCUGAGCCGACCCACUUUGGAGUCGGCGGAGAAGGCCGAUCUGGCGGAUGUUGACCCCAUGGCUGCUCACCCCAACCUGAAUCUCAGCGGCCAUGUCAUCAGCGCCACUACUUGCGUGCCUUACAGCAUCGCCUACUCGCCCGGCAACGAUUGGGAACUCCGCUCCAGGCGCGGCACCUCUGCCCUGUUCGAUUCUUUCUCCUAUCUCGCCUCUUCUUCUUCCCCUUGGAACCACACUCUGGUCGGCUGGACUGGCGAGAUCAAGGUUGCUGCGAACGCUCAACCCGUCAUUGGCGACACUGCUGCAGGCACAAACACCAGCACCCCGCUGAACAAGGCUUCCGCUCCCAUUCCCGUUGACGCCGAGGCGAAGCCUCAGCAGCCCGCCCAGGAAGGCCUCAACGUUGACCGGGAGCAUCGUCUGCGUCUGGAGAAGCAGCUCGAGCGCGACCAUGGCGGCAGGAUAGUGCCUGUAUGGCUCUAUGACGAACUGCACGAGGACGAGGACGUGGUUGUGCUGAAGGACCAGUCUCGCUGGCGCCAAUUUGCCGACAAGGAGCUGUACACCCUCUUCCACUACAAGCAGAAUGAGCCUGCUGACGGCCGUGCUGCACGCAAGGCCUGGGCCGACUAUUACCGCAUGAACAAGAUGUUUGCCGACAAGAUUAUCGAGAUUUACAAGCCAGGCGACAUCAUCAUGAUCCACGACUACUACCUUCUCCUGCUUCCUAGCCUUCUCCGCCAGCGCCUACCCAACGUCUACAUUGGCUUCUUCCUCCAUAUCCCUUUCCCAAGCAGCGAGUUCUACAGGUGUCUGAGCCGUCGCAAAGAGAUUCUGGAGGGCGUUCUUGGUGCGAACAUGGUCGGAUUCCAGUCAUACAGCUACUCACGCCACUUUUCGUCCUGUUGCACCCGUGUUCUCGGAUUCGACUCAUCCUCUGCCGGCGUUGAUGCGUACGGCGCUCACGUAGCCGUUGACGUGUUCCCCAUUGGUAUCAAUGCGGCUGCCACGCAACGCAUUGCUCUCGAAGAUGCCGCUGUCUCCGAAAAGGUCAAAGCGAUUCGUGAGCUUUACGCAGACAAGAAGCUCGUUGUCGGCCGUGACAGGCUUGAUGCCGUCAGGGGUGUCGCACAGAAGCUGCAAGCAUUCGAGCUUUUCCUGGAACGUUAUCCCGAAUGGCGGGAAAAGGUGGUCCUCAUUCAAGUCACUAGCCCGGCCACUCACCAGGCGACGCACAACGACGAUAAGUUUGUGAACAAGAUCUCCGACCUUGUCUCGAGGAUCAACGGCGCCCAUGGCAGUCUCAGCUUUGCUCCCGUGCAACACUUCCCUCAGUACCUGUCAAAGGAGGAGUACUUUGCACUACUGCGCGUUGCCGACGUGGGUCUCAUCACCAGUGUCCGCGAUGGUAUGAACACGACCAGCAUGGAGUAUGUCAUUGCGCAAAAGGACAACAAAGGUCCUCUCAUCCUCUCCGAGUUCUCUGGUACCGCCGGCAGCUUAGGCAGCGCCAUUCAUAUCAACCCUUGGGAUCUUGGCGGCGUCGCUGAUGCCAUUGACCGAGCUCUUACCAUGACCGAGGAAGAGCGUGCAGACCAGCACGGAGAACUCUACAGGCACGUUGUCACGCACAACGUGCAGGCGUGGGUUAACAGCUACCUGCGUCGUCUCAUGACCAACCUCUCGUCGUUCGAUCAGUCAUUUGCCACACCCGCGCUUGAUCGAGCGAAGCUUCUGUCUCAGUACAGGAAGGCUAAGAAGAGGCUGUUCAUGUUCGACUACGAUGGCACACUUACUCCCAUCGUGAAAGAUCCUCAAUCUGCAAUCCCGUCUGAUCGUGUUAUCCGCACUAUCAAGACGCUUGCCUCCGAUCCGAACAACGCUGUGUGGAUCAUCAGCGGACGCGACCAAGCCUUCCUUGACGAAUGGAUGGGUCAUAUCACCGAGCUUGGCCUCAGUGCCGAACACGGCAGUUUCAUCCGCCAUCCCAGAAGCGAGAUCUGGGAGAACCUCACGGAGAAGACUGAUAUGAGCUGGCAGUCGGACGUUAUGCAAGUCUUCCAGCAUUACACCGAGAGAACUCAGGGCUCUUUCAUAGAAAGGAAGAAAAUCGCCCUGACCUGGCAUUACCGCCGAGCCGACCCCGAGUACGGAGCAUUCCAGGCUCGCGAGUGUCAGAAGCAUCUCGAGGCCACCGUUGCCAAGAAGUAUGAGGUUGAAGUCAUGACUGGCAAGGCUAAUCUCGAGGUCCGCCCGCGAUUCGUAAACAAGGGCGAAAUUGCAAAGCGCCUUGUGGCUGAUUAUGGCGCCGCUCCUCCUGAGUUCAUCUUAUGUUCGGGUGACGACUUCACGGACGAAGAUAUGUUCUCCGCCCUUCGUGGCUCGAAGCUGCCAGAGGACCAUGUCUUCUCCGUGACUGUUGGCGCUAGCUCCAAGCAGACACUGGCAUCCUGGCACCUACUGGAGCCAGCGGAUGUCAUCUCGUGCGUUGCUCUCCUCAACGGCUCCGCCGAUGCUGGUAACAUCGGCGCCGUCGCUGUCGUUGACGGCACUAUUCCUGAGUCUCGACUUUGA
Molecule: messenger RNA, 2859 nt
Organism: Diplodia corticola
Lineage: Eukaryota; Fungi; Ascomycota; Dothideomycetes; Botryosphaeriales; Botryosphaeriaceae
Product: glycosyltransferase family 20 protein
Exons: 4
Coding region: 1-2859 (952 amino acids)
Biological process (GO): cellular response to heat; trehalose biosynthetic process; fungal-type cell wall organization
Cellular component (GO): cytosol; alpha,alpha-trehalose-phosphate synthase complex (UDP-forming)
Molecular function (GO): catalytic activity
Source: RefSeq, a predicted model, not a curated record